AAUGGAUAAAUCAUAAAUAGGAGGAAAGCACGCGUUUUAUACACGAGAGCCUGAUUAUAAUAUCAGAAAAAGGAACAUGAGAAUAUCCACAAUACGAAGGAAGUCAAACCCGAGAAGGUGAAGAAAGAAAGGAUAAUCAGAGGAAUCGAGAAAGUAGAUUGAACAGAAAAACAGUCAGGGACGGUCUGAUAGACGGCAAGAUGGGGCUGUGCUUUGGUUGCUUCGGCGGAGGCGACAAGCGAAUGACCAAAGAAGAGGAGAGAUUGGCCUCUGAAGAAGCUCGCGCUAACGCCGCCGCAGCCGCCCAGAGAAGGCAAGAACAAUUUGAUAAUUCAGCGGCAGGACGAGCUGCACGUGCACAGCAACAGGCAAUGGCAAAGCAAUCUGCAAACACCAACAAAGGCGAGCCAGUUCUAAAGUGGCAGAUGGGUUGAGGUUCAGGAAUUGUCUGUCACAAUGUCAAAUUCCUUGUAAGGUGAGUACUACUCAUAGGUCCAGUCAUAUUCUCCAUGCAGCCGGAUUCCCUUCUUCCAAAGCUGAACAAACGGUCUUUAACGUAACUGCAUCAUCCAUCAAAUCUUUGUUGUGUGAGUCCAAGAAAUACUCUGAUUGUGAUGAAUUCAUGGUGUAAAGGAAACGAGGGUUAGCUUUCAGGAUAUAGUCAGACAUUUUCUAUCUUUGUUGAUAAAACAGGAACUGGACCACUCUGUUUACUGACUGUAAAUUCGGUUGGUUUGUAUUUAAAUUAAAUCGUUGUCGGGAACUGGAUUCCUUUUGAAGUAUAUUGAUGUUAACUCAUCUCUUUUAGCGUGAGCA
Messenger RNA from Neltuma alba, 816 nucleotides. RefSeq lists its product as uncharacterized. Lineage: Eukaryota; Viridiplantae; Streptophyta; Magnoliopsida; Fabales; Fabaceae. The record is from RefSeq and is a predicted model, not a curated record. Bases 201 to 434 code for a protein of 77 amino acids. The transcript is spliced from 4 exons.